Molecule: messenger RNA, 1527 nt
Organism: Trichoderma virens Gv29-8
Lineage: Eukaryota; Fungi; Ascomycota; Sordariomycetes; Hypocreales; Hypocreaceae
Exons: 2
Coding region: 1-1527 (508 amino acids)
Source: RefSeq, a predicted model, not a curated record
AUGGAGACUUGCACGGGACCUAGUUUGGUAGAAUCCGCAUUGAAGGAGCUCCACGCGUAUGCUAAGCUGCUCUAUCUCCGCAGUGGCCGCCAAUUUGAAGACAAAACCUCGUAUCAAGAGCCCGAAGACGAGGCAUCCCUAGAUGAAUCCGGAAAUGAAGGUGAUUCCUUCAAAAAUGUUCCCCUUGGCAACCUUGAUGAGGACCUUUUGCGUCGCGAAUUUCUGGACAGGCUGUCCGAGACCGUUUCUUCGGAGAAGAGAGGCCCCCAUGUUGUUGCCAGUCAUAUGUUCUACUGGCCCGAUAAGGUCAAAGUUUUUGUUGCGAUAAAUUUGGGGUUUGCCAAAGAUGAUGUUUUGUCUAGUUUCCUAGGCAACUUAUGUAUAGUGCUGAAGGAGAUUGCUGCUGUUCCAGACAACCAGACGGAGAAGCAUGAGAACGCACUUUGGCAAAUGUUGCUUCGCCACCAGUCCUCGAGACUGAACACCGCUAUUGGCGACGUGCAGAAAAUCAUGGAAAACUCCCAGUGGUUUCUUCCGCAGCACUCCUCUCUAGAGUCGACCAGCGAUGUUGUUGUUGUUACAGAUUUGGACGGAUUUAUACUUGAUUUAGGCCUAAAGCGAUUGGUUAAGUUGCUUUCUAGUGACGCUGACUCGGAUUUGGAAAGAUACGACAGUCUUGUGAGCUUGAGUUAUGUUCUCCACCAAGAUAUUCCGGUUGAGCGCUUCCAGGAUCUCGGUCCAGCAGGUGACAAACUACACCGAGCGAUUGGCUUCUUGGGCCGUCUUAAAAGGUCCUUCCAGAUCCUUGUUGCAGCCGCAAAGCAAAUACUCGGGUUCGAUGACCUGUCCCUUAUCCCCGUGGUUACAGAUAGAUUGAAGACUGGAAAGAAACGGUCUGGCCAGGAAUGGAAUCUCGACCAAACUCUUCACGCACUCAAGCUUCAGCUAAGCAAUACAGAGGUUGACAAGCUCUCCACCGGCUUUUCUCGACUGAAGUCCCCAACUUGGCAAGUGCACGCCGAAAUCCAGCUCAUACUCUUCAUCCUCAGUCACCCCGACCAAGUUGCCAACGGAAAGAGAUUUGACUACAUUGGCUGUAGCAGGUAUAGUUGCCUACUAUGUUCUAAAUUUCUUCACUAUUUCCAAGGCAUAAAAACGCGUGGGUGUCAUGGCAAGCUUUACAACCACAGCUGGACUCUUCCGCCUGGAGAUAACCUGGGGGAAGGCGAGCAGCAUAUGCUGUACGGGGCUGUGAUGGAGGUUAUAUCGUGGAUGCGAAAGGAGCUGAUUGGUAGUGUAAUGCUAUCGGCUCAGAGAAGAGCAGAGGUCAAGGAAUCUACAAUUGGUGGCAGUUUCAUUGCCAUCCCGGGGAUGAGUCAAGAAAAUCGCCAGCGAAGUUACGCCGUAUCCGAGUAUCUUCAUCGACAACGCGCUCAAAAUUCUCAUGUGCAAUCCAACAAGGAGAGGUUUGUUUCUUCAAUUCAUUUUUUCAUCGCUAUCCUCGACAUUUACAGAGAUGUAUGCUGA